Molecule: messenger RNA, 1036 nt
Organism: Amoebophrya sp. A120
Lineage: Eukaryota; Dinophyceae; Syndiniales; Amoebophryaceae
Source: the annotation of a GenBank genome assembly
GCAACGCCUAGCAUCUUCACAGGUUUUGAGAAGAUGGACAUGAAGCAUUACCUAACUCGCAUGACAAAUCCUCUCCUUCGGUGACACAAGAUGAGCAACUUUUUCGGCCCAUGCGUGCCAGAUCAUUUUUGCGUGACCUGAAAUGCGCGGCACAAGUUUACACGAAUGAUCCAGACCCAGAUAUUAAGUGCAUUUGCAAAAAGGUCAAAGAAGGUCAGUGCAAUCGUCAAAUGGCUGUCGCGACGGCUCCUGGAGGUCGUCGGGCUAUUACUUAGUGAACUGAACAAGAAGAAAACAAGGUCGCGUGAACAAGAAGAAAAAUGAAUUUAAUCUUCUAUCAAGAUCACGGCUCUUCUUCCUCGGUCAAAAACCUCCCCUCUACUCACACGACAGCUGGAAAGUAUAAACUACAGCACAGCUAUAGUUGUAAAAGCAACAGAUCCAGAAUAAAGUCAAAGCAACAGAAGAUCGACUUGGAGCGCAAAAUCAAAAUCUAAAUUAAACCGAAGGCAAUAUUGAGAAAUUGACGCAGGAUUCACUUCAUUUUCAAAACUACAAGUAGUUCUAGUUCACCUGAAACCCACUUCUAUUGCAGAAAUUGAGGUUCAUCGAGCUGCGCCCUUUUAUAAUUUUCUACCUCGCGACAAAAAGUGACUGAGGACGACGCGUGUGAUCUUCGAACAGCUAAGUAAAUUUUGUUGCGCCGUUUUAUUUAUCUCCCUCGGACAGUUGUAUUACACUACAAGGUAGCACAAGUAGAAAAUAAAUGAUGGUGGGACAACUACUUGCGACGCGAGGAGAUGAAAAGUCUGCUGCGCCCCCUCUCGGUUGUACUGGCAGCUCUGCUUGUUGUACUGUGCGUGGCGGUUUCCAUGUUCAUCCGGUGUUGAAGAAGAUCACUCUUGGCCCGCUUCUUCUCGGGUGCGCGCUCUUCUACUUCGUCAACGGGGCCGCGGCGGCGCAGUCGACAUCGACGCAAUCGUCCUCCGGUUUCCAUGUUCAUCCGGUGUUCAAGAAGAUCACUCUUGUAUCCUGA